Molecule: messenger RNA, 1387 nt
Organism: Pocillopora damicornis (cauliflower coral)
Lineage: Eukaryota; Metazoa; Cnidaria; Anthozoa; Scleractinia; Pocilloporidae
Product: glutathione peroxidase-like
Source: RefSeq, a predicted model, not a curated record
CAAAUUACGUUAAGCCAUGCGCUGCUUCAAAUAGUAGCUGUCGGUGGCGCGUUGUUGUUCACAAUGGCGCGCGCUUCUUUGCUUGCUUGUCUUUUGUACUUCUUUGCUGGUUUUUCAGCUGAAGCAGUAAGGGAGACCUCGACUUCUUGUACUCGAAGUAGAAACCGGUCGCUGUUCGACUUUCGCACAAAAUAUCUGAACGGCACAGCAACCUUGCUACGCAAGUACGCUGGGAACGUCACCCUGGCGCUAAACGUAGCUACCUACUGAGGAUUCGCUGCGCAGUACCCUCACUUAAAUGCACUCAUGAAAGAACUUAACCAAAAAAACUACCGGUGUGGUUUGAAUAUUUUGGCUUUUCCUUGUAAUCAGUUCCUAAACCAAGAACCAGGAGCGAACGAGAAGGAGAUUAUGAACGGGUUGAAAUGGGUCCGGCCUGGCAAUGGAUUUGUUCCGAAUUUUCCACUUUUUCAGAAAAUCCGAGUCAACGGCGCAUGGGAAGACCCGAUCUACACCUAUUUAAAGUCGCUCUGUCCCCUUCCAGGAGGAGUAAUCAGUCGCUAUGUAGCUGUUUCAUGGACUCCGGUGAGAAGUGAGGACAUCUCUUGGAACUUCGAGAAGUUCUUGGUCGAUCAUAAUGGAUUUCCUGUGAAGCGUUACCUUCCCAGUACAAAGCCUUUUGACUUGUUGGGUGAUAUCCGAAAUCUUAUGCAACGUUGUUAAUUGGAUUUCGAUAGAAGAACGACUUUUUUCUUUUUGCCUCACUUUUAUUCUUUUCACUUCUUCUUAAGUAGUGUUCAUAACUGCGAAGAUCACUUUCAUAUUCACAUUAAUUUUAUUCUGUUACGAAGCUAUAUAUACCGUCACGCACGUGUGAGAAGUUACACCAGCACGUGUUUCCGGUGGCAUUUGAUUGGAUGGUUAAGAAGGGGAAGGGCCGUAAUCCCGUUUCACACAUCACUUCGAGGCGAAACUUCAAAUUUUCUUGUGUGCGAGCUUUCAGGGAAAACUUGACGUUUACUCGAAAUGAAAGAAGAAACUUCACGGGUCGCGUAUAUUUCAGGAUAUACCAGUUCAUAAAUUCACAAAUCACGUUGCCUUUCAAAUUAAAUUCACGUGUCACAUGUUGAUUUUGGUCUUAAUCACGUGUCACGUAUUAACCUUUUGACAUCUUCCAUUAUCGAACGGCGUCUCUACAUAUAAUUCUAUUUCUUUAAAUCCUUGUCAUAUUUAUUUAGCAUGAGCAGAUUUUCUGUUUUGAUUUUUCUGUAUAAUCAGGGGUGUCUGAUAGCGCGCAACUGUUUCCUUUUUUUUACGAUUGUUUUCUCUAAUUUUGUCUUGUUUUCUCUUCUUACUUUUUUAAUAAUAUAUCCCUUCCUUAGUCACA